Erinaceus europaeus (western European hedgehog) is the source of this 698-nucleotide messenger RNA. RefSeq names its product SCAN domain containing 1 (gene SCAND1). The record is from RefSeq and is a predicted model, not a curated record. The coding region runs from base 1 to 528 and encodes 175 amino acids. The transcript has a single exon. NCBI's taxonomy places the organism in Eukaryota, Metazoa, Chordata, Mammalia, Eulipotyphla, Erinaceidae.
AUGGCAGCGACCGAGCCGCGCUUGGAGGCCGCGGGGAGUCUCGCGCCGCCGCCCGAAGAACAGGAAGGAGCCGGCCUUAUCUCACGCCCGGGCGGUUGCUCUGCGGACUUCUCGUCCACUCCUGAGGCUCCGCUGCCGGCCUCCGAGCCCUCCAGGUCCAGCGCCGCGGUCCCCGAAGCCACUCGUACGCCUCCCGUGGCGGCCUCCGCGCCCCUGGGGCGCCCACCCCAGGCUCCUGCGCCGACUGCCGAGGCCCCUCCGCGCUGCCCCCCAGGCCUCGGCGGCUCCCGGCCAGGCCCCGAGACUUUCCGCCAGCGUUUCCGCCAGUUCCGCUACCAGGACGCGGCGGGCCCGCGGGAGGCGUUCCGGCAGCUGCGGGAGCUCUCCCGCCAGUGGCUGCGACCCGACAUCCGCACGAAGGAGCAGAUCGUCGAGAUGCUGGUGCAGGAGCAGCUGCUCGCCAUCCUCCCCGAGGCGGCGCGGGCCCGACGGCUUCGCCGCCGAAGCGAUGUGCGCAUCACCGGCUGAACGCUGCCUGGGCUCGGGCCUGACCCUGGCUCUCGCCUCUGCGCGUUCGUGAAAUCGCGUUUUGGCCUCUCCUAGUCUGGUGAAUUCAUUUUUCCAAGCUAAUUUCCAACCCCCUUUUCUGACUGGUACUGAGUCCGUUAGGAGCACAGAAUAAAACCUUUUGUUUGCUA